Molecule: messenger RNA, 1233 nt
Organism: Yarrowia lipolytica CLIB122
Lineage: Eukaryota; Fungi; Ascomycota; Dipodascomycetes; Dipodascales
Molecular function (GO): protein binding
Source: RefSeq, a predicted model, not a curated record
AUGUCCUUACCACUCGACAUUUGGCUCAUUGUUCUGCAAUACACAGAUCUGGCCAGCACUCUAACUUUGGGUCACGUGAACACCGAGUUCCACGCGUUGCUGCGGUCCCGUGACUUCGAGCCGGCACUGAGAGGGAAGGUGCAGUCUGUGUGCCCGUUUAUCCAGCCCGGGGAGGACGGAAUUGAGCCGGGAACGUGGUACGAGUGCAGCGGCGUCGUACAGCGGAGGAUCGGGCUUAGUGAGCAGGAAUCAUCACGUGAUUCCUCUUCGUCCAACCACGGAUAUGUUCCUCUGGAGCAGUUCAUUUCCACUUUACACAAUCACAGUGACGACGAAGAGGAGGAGGAACACGUGAUUUGCCGUGACAUGACAUAUGAGUUGGAAGACUUUGAAGAUGCCUCCGAGGUUGAUUUUCUGUACGACUCCGAGUCUCGUCUGGCAGUGGAUGUUCCUCUUAAAAACAGUCAUGAGCAGAUCUUGAACAAGUCCGGGUUUCUGGGGAAAACGGACAUUUCCAUCUACAACAACUUUUCAGAGCUUGUCUACCAAUGGCAGGAUCACUUUUUCAUAGUCAAAUGGAACGAGCACAUGUCGUUGGAUCUGGACGAUUGCUAUGCCUUCAAUUUGGACAUGGAAGGAGGAAGUGAGAUAUGGUACACGGUGCUUCAGUUGUCUGGGAUGACUCUCAUCAUGAAAGCAUAUACCGAUUUCACCAGUCCGAUCGGAAUCGAACGAAAGCAUCAUUAUACGCUGUAUCGGGUGGAUUUCGAGAGGAGACGGCUUCAGGAGUUGUUUUCGUCGUUCCAGGUGUCAUCUGAUCUCAUUGGCAUUUUCAACAUAACCGAGUACAAUGGGUUUCUGUGGGUGGGACUGGGAACCAAGGUCACGUUUCCAUUGUUCCUCUAUUACGACGAAAAUGACAAAUGCCAUGUCUAUGUGUGCACGAGUCAGGUGAUCAGAGCUUCAGCCUAUCAGUACUCCGCUGUUGAAACGAGCACCAAGAACUCGUUGAGUCACAUUCCCGUGACUGUACCCCACCGAACCAGUCUGUCCAUGCGACCGAGGCACAGAAGGUACGUGUUAGUCUCUUUCAACCCAGAGUAUCGGUGCAAGUUGGUGGUUGACUUGGCUACGGGGGUCCGGAUUCAAUGCGAGGAGCUGGAGGAGGACUUUUCGUUUGGAAUUAGUCCGGCGUUGGUCGAGGGGCGGUUGGAGUUCAUUUCGUCCAUUUAG